Molecule: messenger RNA, 1370 nt
Organism: Zychaea mexicana
Lineage: Eukaryota; Fungi; Mucoromycota; Mucoromycetes; Mucorales; Lichtheimiaceae
Exons: 3
Coding region: 79-1296 (405 amino acids)
Biological process (GO): cellular response to misfolded protein
Cellular component (GO): endoplasmic reticulum membrane
Molecular function (GO): Hsp70 protein binding
Source: RefSeq, a predicted model, not a curated record
GCUGUUCCCUUUCUUCGUCUGCGUUCUUUUACAACUACUAUACCUUAUAUAUAUAUAUUUUAUUAAUUUAAAUGCGCCAUGGAGAUCAAUAAGGACGAAGCCAUUCGUUGUUUAAACAUUGCAAAGAACCACUUUGGCAAUGGCAACUUUUCGGCUGCACUACGAUUCACCAAGAAAUCAAUCAAUCUCUACCCCACCGAUCCAGCCAAGGAGUUUCUCGGAAAAGCAGAAAAGGCAGCAACAGAGGGAGGAGCGUCAUCGACAGCAAGUAGUACUGCAACACCUUCAGGAACAACAGCCAGUGCUAGAACUGGAGCAGCUUCGUCGUCGUCAUCGUCAUCCGAGAAAAAGUAUACAACAGACCAAGUUGCUGCUGUAAAGACUAUUCUGUCGUGCGGCACGGAUUACUACAAAGUGCUUUCUGUCGAUAAGAGUUGUACUGAUGUACAGAUCAAAAAGUCAUAUCGCAAGCUUGCUUUGCAAUUCCAUCCGGACAAGAACAGUGCGCCAGGAGCCGACGAAGCAUUCAAAUUAAUCUCCAAGGCCUUCACGGUACUGUCAGAUCCACAAAAACGAGCAAUCCAUGAUGCAGGAGGAGGAGACCCAGAACAACGCGGUAGUGGAGGUAUGGGAGGAGCAGGUUUCCGGGGCUUCCACACACGACAGGCGGGAGGCGGCGGAUUUGCCGGCGAAGAGAUAUCGCCCGAAGAUCUCUUCAACAUGUUCUUUGGCGGCGGUGGAGGAGGAGCAUUUGGCCCAGGCUUCAGCAGUGCAACGUUUGUCGGACCUGGUUUCUCUCCGCACUAUUACCGCAGCGGUGCCGGUCGCCGCACGGCUGCUCAACAGCAACGGGCUGGCAGACAGCAACAAAACACGCCCGGAUGGACUGUGCUAUUACAGAUCCUGCCUCUCUUGAUUCUGUUCGGUUACUCGCUCCUGUCGGGUCUGUUUACAGACAACACGCCCACGUUCUCGUUGCGGCCGACGUCGGUCUAUUCCCAAGUACGUAUGACGCAGAGCCAUCAGGUACCUUACUAUGUCAACCCCUCGGCCUUCAAAGCAACCGAACAGAGCAGACACAAGCUGAGUCGCGUGGAGCAGCAGGUCGAGGUGGAUUGGGUGCGUGGGUUGCAGCAGUCCUGUAAUAAUGAACGGAGGGAACGUGCCACGCGGUUGAAUGCGGCGGCUGGAGUGUUUGGCAUCGGACGCAAUGAAGAGCAGUAUCAGAAGGCGCUCAAGAUGCCGAUGAAGAGCUGUGACGAGAUUAGACGCUUUGGCUAUAAUCCGGACUACUAGUUUCUAUCGUUCCAGUCACACAAACACACACACACACACACACACACACACUCUCUCUCUCUCUCUCUCUCUCU